AUGCGCAGAGACGUCGGCGCGGUGGGCGUGGCUCUCUCUGACCCUCCCUCAGCGAGUCCUACUCUCUCCGCGCACCGCUCCCUCCGCCCCUUCUCCGCAUGCGCCACCGAGCUCCUGGGGCGGUGCUGCUCAAUCCGGGUAUCCGGCGGCCUGUGGCAGUUUUGUUUUCUUGGCUGGAACUGGGAAAGUGAGGCGGCCCGGCGCGGCGCGACACCGGGCUCUGGACCGACUGCACGCGCGGGGCUGGACUUUUUUACAGGCUGGUGGAUUAUCAUAGAUGCAGCUGUCAUUUAUCCCAGUAUGGACGAGUUCAACCACUCCUACCAUGCCUGUGGUGUUAUAGCAACCAUAGCCUUCCUAAUGAUUAAUGCAGUAUCGAAUGGACAAGUGCGAGGUGAUAGUUACAGUGAAGGUUGCCUGGGUCAAACAGGUGCUCGCAUUUGGCUGUUCAUUGGUUUCAUGUUGGCCUUUGGCUCUCUGAUCGCAUCUAUGUGGAUUCUUUUUGGAGGGUAUGUUGCUAAAGAAAAAGCCAUAGUAUACCCUGGAAUUGCUGUAUUUUUCCAAAAUGCCUUCAUCUUUUUUGGAGGACUCAUUUUUAAGUUUGGCCGCACUGAAGACUUGUGGCAGUGAAAACAUCUGAUUUAUUACUGCAGAGAAGUCCUGCAUGGGUUUGGUUUUUAUUUUCACUGCUCACUCCCAGUCUUUUGUAAUGCCAUUUUCUAAACUUCUUUCUGAGUGUAGUCUCAACUUAAAUUUGUAUAAUACUAAAAUCAUGAGAACUCCCUAUUUAAACAACAGCAGCAAAAUCUAUUGUGGUAUGCAUUUGAUUAACUUGUAAAAUGUUAAAAAUAUUUCAUAUGAGAAAUUUUUAUUAUGUUUUAUCAUGGUAUAAUUUGUAAAAAUAAAAAUAAAUCACAAAAGAAAUUAUGGAAGCAUCUUAUAUGAGUAUUUGUCAUAUCCAAGGUGCAAAACUGCAGUUAAAGUUCUCUGAAGAUUUAAUGUGUUUAUUUAAAUGUGGCCUCUUCUGUGUCAAAUGUUAAAUGAAAUAUAAACAUAUUGUUGUUUUUAAAAAACUAUUCAGCGGUCAGAAUUAUUUCUCAGUAUACUUUGCGUUUGGUUUAUAUGGUUUUGGCAAAAAUUCUGUAAAUAUUUCAGUGUAAGUAACCAUUGAGCAUCUCCCAAGGGAUGAGUGAACAUGUUGAAAGAGAGUAGCCCCACAAUCCUGCCUCCAGUCUCCUCAAAAGUGUCCCUUCAGUGGUAGUGAUUGGGGGGGGGAAGGGGGUGAGUAAUAACUCAGCUGUGGUACCUGGUCCUGGUGGGACGCUGACAAUCACUCCACAGCCACCAUGGAAGGAAAGAGGAAGAGGAUAGGGACUUGACACUGGUCUUUACUCACAUGACUAAUUCUGUUGUUGGUUUGAUAAUAAAUUGGAUUCCGUUUCAUUGUAUCUCUGUACUGGACCACUAAGCUCAAGAUAGACCAGCAGGGUCAAUUAUAAUGACAAAUGUUAACUACUGGGAAUUCUUAGUCUGUUCCUCUUUGGAAUUCUGUUAUCCCCCAGGCUCCCCACUUUGGCAAAAUGGGAAUUUUUUUUUUUCUUUAAUAAACUAGCUAACUGUGGGAUACAUA
Molecule: messenger RNA, 1630 nt
Organism: Lagenorhynchus albirostris (white-beaked dolphin)
Lineage: Eukaryota; Metazoa; Chordata; Mammalia; Artiodactyla; Delphinidae
Gene: TMEM50A
Product: transmembrane protein 50A
Exons: 6
Coding region: 1-630 (209 amino acids)
Biological process (GO): late endosome to vacuole transport via multivesicular body sorting pathway; protein targeting to vacuole
Source: RefSeq, a predicted model, not a curated record